Molecule: messenger RNA, 2140 nt
Organism: Rhododendron vialii
Lineage: Eukaryota; Viridiplantae; Streptophyta; Magnoliopsida; Ericales; Ericaceae
Product: 4-coumarate--CoA ligase 2-like
Exons: 6
Coding region: 110-1750 (546 amino acids)
Molecular function (GO): CoA-ligase activity
Source: RefSeq, a predicted model, not a curated record
AAACUCAAACCAAACAGGGAAGGCACCAAAUAUCAACAAUCCCUCACCUUCCCUUUCCUCCUCCUCUCUCUCUCUCUCUCUCUCUCUCUCUCUCUCUCUCUCAACCCUAAUGGAGAAACAAAAUCAUCAAGGAAGAGAUGAUCAUGAAUUCAUAUUCCGGUCCAAACUUCCGGAUAUUUACAUUCCCAAGCACUUACCGCUCCACACCUACUGCUUCGAAAACAUAUCACAGUUCAGCUCCAAGCCCUGCAUCAUCAAUGGCGCCACGGGCGAGACCCACACCUACGCCGACGUCGAGCUCACCGCCAGGAGGGUCGCCGCGGGCCUCCACAAGACCGGCAUCCGCCAGGGCGACGUCAUCAUGCUGCUCCUCCACAACUCGCCCGAGUUCGUGUUCGCCUUCCUCGGCGCGUCCUACUCCGGCGCCACCGCCACCACGGCCAACCCGUUCUACACCCCGGCUGAGAUCGAGAAGCAGGCCAGGGCCGCCAGGGUCAAGCUGAUCAUCACCCAGGCGUGCUACGCCGAGAAAGUGACGGAAUUGGGGGAGGAAAACGGGAUCAAGGUCAUGUGUACGGACGCGGCCGUGGAGGGGUGUUUGCAUUUUUCCGAGUUGACAGGGGCCGACGAGAGCGAGUUGCCGGCGGUGAAGAUCAGCCCUGACGAUGUGGUGGCGCUGCCGUACUCGUCGGGGACGACGGGGCUGCCCAAGGGCGUUAUGCUCACGCACAAGGGGUUGGUCACUAGCGUGGCUCAACAGGUGGAUGGGGAUAAUCCCAACCUGUACUUCCACAGCGAGGAUGUGAUCAUGUGUUUGCUUCCACUCUUCCACAUCUACUCCCUCAACUCGGUGUUGCUCUGUGCGCUCCGAGUAGGGGCUGCGAUCCUGAUCAUGCAAAAGUUCGAGAUCAAUGCGUUGCUGGAGCUCGUUCACAAGUACAGGGUGACGAUAGCACCGUUCGUGCCCCCGAUCGUCCUGGCAAUAGCCAAAAGUCCGGUGGUCGAUAACUACGACUUGUCGUCGAUCCGAACAGUGAUGUCCGGUGCUGCUCCCAUGGGGAACGAACUAGAGGAUAAAGUCAGAGCUAUGUUUCCGAAUGCUAAACUUGGACAGGGUUAUGGCAUGACGGAGGCAGGACCAGUGCUGUCGAUGUGCUUAGCGUUUGCAAAAGAACCGUUUGAGAUAAAAUCAGGGUCAUGCGGGACUGUCGUUAGAAAUGCCGAGAUGAAAAUCAUCAAUCCCGACAUUGGGAAUUCUCUUCCCCGGAAUCAAGCCGGAGAAAUAUGCAUCAGAGGGGACCAGAUCAUGAAAGGCUAUCUAAAUGAUCCGGAGGCCACUGAAAGAACAGUAGACAAAGAAGGAUGGUUGCACACUGGUGAUAUAGGUUACAUUGACGACGACGAUGAGAUAUUCAUCAUCGAUCGGCUGAAGGAAUUGAUCAAGUACAAAGGGUUCCAAGUAGCCCCUGCCGAGCUCGAAGCAAUGUUGAUUGCUCAUCCCAACAUCUCAGACGCGGCUGUUGUACCCAUGAAAGAUGAGGGAGCAGGAGAAGUUCCGGUUGCAUUCGUGGUAAGAGCCAAUGGUUCAAAGAUCAAUGAGGAUGAAAUCAAGCAAUAUAUCUCAAAACAGGUGGUAUUCUACAAGAGAAUCAAUAGGGUUUUCUUCACUGAUUCAAUCCCUAAAGCUCCAACGGGCAAAAUACUCAGAAAAGACCUUAGAGCGAAGCUCGCAGCUGGUUUUCCCAAUUAACCCCUAUAUAUGUUAUAUACGUACUGGUGUGUCAAGCUUUUGAUAGAUUUGUUUACAAUGGCAUGCAAGUGGCCAUGGAGUACUUUAAUUCGUCCCAUUGGCCCUGAAGAUCGAAGACAAAAGAAGGCACUCAAUUUAUUCCAAAGGAGAGAGAGAGAGAGAGAGAGAGAGAGAGAGAGAGAGAGAGAGAGAGAGAGAGAGAGACAUGCAUCCUGAGUUUCUGUAUGAAAUUGUUAAAUUUAUGUAUAUGAUGAAUAUUGGACAAUUCAGUAUUAUUGCUUCAAGUUUGAUCAGUGACAGACUACAUAUGUAUAUUUUCUUGAUCAGUUCGAUCAGUGACAAAUCAUUUAGUAUUUUUUCUUCAGAUUUAUAUAUAUGCCGUUUAUUAAA